Messenger RNA from Athalia rosae (coleseed sawfly), 2337 nucleotides. RefSeq names its product ribosomal L1 domain-containing protein CG13096. Lineage: Eukaryota; Metazoa; Arthropoda; Insecta; Hymenoptera; Athaliidae. The coding region runs from base 378 to 2252 and encodes 624 amino acids. The record is from RefSeq and is a predicted model, not a curated record. The transcript is spliced from 8 exons.
UGAAGCAUUGUCGUACCACUUUCUCAGUAAAUUUGGCAAUGAAUUUUUUUUUAAUAAAACUCUAGAGUUCAGUGUUUACUUGAGUGUUAAACGCCAUUUUCUGCUCUGACAGUCAAUGUUUUUACGCGAGAUAGUCCCUAUACACUAGAGACAAGUGCGCGUCCGACUUCAACUACACACUACAACUAGAUCUUCCUCACCGUAGCUCGCUACACGAAACAUAGGCUCGCGCGCGUUUCAGUAUAGUAUAGAGUUCAGUGGUCCUUACAUCUGUGGCGCAUUCAACCUGUGCAUUCAACGGUCAUAUAUUGUACCGCUAUAUCAAACUAGUACAAUUUGCCGUAUGUUGUAGGAACGGUCUGAAAGAAAUAACAAAAAUGGGCAAGAUAGCUAAGCGCUCAAAAAUCAUUCCCGAUGAAUCAGGUAUAGUUCCCAAAGUCAAGAAGUUGGUCAACAAUCCCGGAGUGAGUAAAGCAAAUUCAAAAGUUAACCUCAAAGGCGCACGUGGUCCGUUAAUGAAACAGCUAGAAAAUAAAUCCGACGUUUUUGAAAAUACGACCUUCAUAGGAAAUGGGAAAGUCUUAAAAGCUAAGAAAAAUAUUUCCAAACAAUCAAAAAAAAACGUCAAUCUAAAACCGAAUUCUCAAGUGGCACCGCAAUCUAUUACUAAGGCCCACGAAACCAAUCCUACAUCUGAAAAUGUCAUUAGCACGUUGCUCUCUAAAACUAAAGUUGUUAUGCCACAAGCACCACUCAGAGACCAAAAUGACGCGAAUAUUAAACAAAUUUUGGAUAGAAAAGUCUUGAAACGCAAAUCAGGUUCAGAAAGUACAUCCAAAACGUUGGAGAAGAAAAAAGAUCCACCUUCCGAGACUUCACUUAAAAAGCCAACAGUGAAGAAGUUGCUUGGCAUUCAAAUAAAAAAAGUGCAAAAAAAUAAAGACUCGAAAACCGAGAUAACUGAAGAAAAAGCGCAACUCAACAACCAGGACCAGAAUACUGAACAUCCGAAGAAUGCAUCGCUCGAUGAGGAACAAGUAGCUAAGGGUAUAGCUGCUGUAUUGAAACUUGCCGAAUUGCAGACUGGUAGCAAGAAAAAACUGUUUGAUGAAGAACCCCAACCAAUAUUUUUGCAAGUAUCUUGCAUCAAAGUGCCAAAAGUACCAAGAAGACAGUUAAGAAUUCUGUUGCCGAAUACCCUGGUGAGAGAUAACGACGAUGUAGUAUUGUUUGUAAAGGAUCUGAGAAAAGGUAGAAUUACGGAUUUUGAACCAACCAUUGAACACUAUCAAGAGUUAUUGCGCAAAAACGGUUGCACACAAAUCAAGGAUGUGAUACCGUUGACUCAAGUGAAAACUGAAUUCGAUCAGUUUGAAUUGAAAAGGAAACUGCUGUCGAGCUACGAUUACUUUUUAACAGAAGGUAAAAUUGCCGGACAUUUGUCGCAUCUUUUGGGUAAAAAUUUCAUAAAUAGACGCAAACUGCCAACAUCUAUCAAAUUGGAUAGCGAGAAUUUAAAAGAGGUGAUAGAUAUUGCGUUGAGGAAAACCAUUAUGCCAUUACAUUCGAAUGGUAGCAGUCACAUUGUGCAGGUUGCACAUACAGCGAUGAAGCCGGAUGAUAUAGCGAGCAAUGUUGUAAGGACCUGCAAGACGCUCGCUCAUGAAUACCCAGGUGGAUGGUCUAACAUCCGAACUUUAAUUCUAAAAACACCGUCCAGUUUGGCAGUUCCGAUAUAUGUGACACUGAAGAGCAAGAAUAAGGUAAAGGUACCAGUUAUUAUUCCCAAGAGACCCAACGCACACCGAAUUGUGACGGGUGAAUUGAGCACCGUACCUGGGCAUGUCGGUGUUAUUGUUAAGCCAGAUGGUACAGUUACAACAUUCAAAACUAAAAAAGAGCAUGCUGAAAAUGCUGAUCAACCAAGUGCAAAGAAAGUAAAAUUGAACAACCUGGGAACAAAGAAAACUAAGCGUAAUAAAAAGAAUUCCGCUGCAAGUGGAGGAGUCGAUAAAGAUCUCGGCGUGACAGAAACUUCUGAACGAUCAAGUGCCCCAAAGAAUCAAGAUACUGAGAAGUCAAAAUUGACCGAAAGGAAAAAUUCUGAAGGUUCAGAAGACGAAAUUGAAGCGGCUGAACGAGCGUAUCUUAGUCAAUUGCACGAAGAAAGCGUCACCACGACGUAUACCAGAGAGAAGUCAUUGGCUAAAAAAAAAUCAAACAUUGUAAAGAAAAUAAAAUCAAAGGCGUAAUCUCGUCUCACAUCUUAUCGAGAUUUUAAAACAAUACAACCAUUCUUAGUAAUUAAUAAUUUGAAAUACAUAAUUUCGAAGUUCA